GUUUAAGACAUUAAUAAGUUGCUCACAUGAUUUGAUGAAUAGUUGCCAAGUAACUUCACUAGAAACAUUAUAUAAACAAUUUUGGACCAUUUACAUUGAAGGUUCACAUCUAUAGAAUAUUUAUAUUCCAAAGACCCAAGAUUCAUUUUCUUUUUUGCCAACGACCUAAGUUUCAUUUGUACUUUGUGUCUUUUAAAUUAAUCUAUUUCAUAUUAUAUAUAAGAAAGAAGCUUUCUAUCUACACCUCAUUACCACAAAACUUCUCAUUGCAUAACAAAAAGCUUCUCUCACACACUUUCCCCUCUUUAUAAAGCGCAAAACCUCUGUGUUAUCUCUCAAAGCAGAAUUAACUACCAAAUUCUUCUUCGGCUUCUCUCUUUCUCAAUAUAUUCCUUUUUUUCUCUUAGACUGCAAAGAUGUUGGACAUAGCGUUUGAAUUGAUCGGAGAAGCCACGUCGAAUUCGCUUCUCAUGUUCUGUUUCUGCAACCUCAUUAUUGUCAUGAUCUUCACUGGAUCAUCAAAACCCGGUUUGAAGGAUUCACAUGAUUCCACAUUUCUUACCUCUGUGAGCUACGAUACGAGAGACAUUGCAUCUGAUCAUCAUGAUUGUGGUGAUGAUGAUGAUGAUAAUGAUGAAGAGAUGACAAACACUGCUGCUAUUCCAUCUGCACAAGAUGAGCUUUUGAUCGAUGACUCGAGUUCUGACGAAGAAGAGGACAGAGAAAGCAGCCAAUGCUAUGCUGAUGAUGAUGAUGAUGAUGAUGAUGAGGAGGAGGAGGAGGAGGAGGAGGAGGAGGAGGAGGAGGAUGAUGAUGAGAGCAAAGAGUCCGAGGUUGAAGAGGAGGAGGAAGGAGACGAUGAUUUGAGAAUGAGGGUAGAAGAGUUUAUAGCAAAGAUUAACAAUGAAUGGAGGCAUGAGAAGCUUAGGGCUUUGAAUUCAGUUUAUUAAUAUGUUUAAACAAAAAAAUGGAUUCACUCUAAUUGCAAUGAUAAUGAUUUUGUAUGAACAUGUACAUACUUUUUAACCAAUGUAUAUAACAUAAUUUCGCA
Arabidopsis lyrata subsp. lyrata is the source of this 1051-nucleotide messenger RNA. RefSeq names its product nucleolin. The transcript has a single exon. The record is from RefSeq and is a predicted model, not a curated record. Bases 417 to 950 code for a protein of 177 amino acids. Lineage: Eukaryota; Viridiplantae; Streptophyta; Magnoliopsida; Brassicales; Brassicaceae.